Molecule: messenger RNA, 1014 nt
Organism: Neltuma alba
Lineage: Eukaryota; Viridiplantae; Streptophyta; Magnoliopsida; Fabales; Fabaceae
Exons: 3
Coding region: 163-831 (222 amino acids)
Source: RefSeq, a predicted model, not a curated record
CACACACCGCUCUUGGCAUUAGCCCACACUCCCGAGCUCCAAAAUGCACAGCACAGAACCACUAUUCUUGCACCCCGCUCUGACACCUGAUCUAUCCUCCCGGCUUCUUAUGCAAACAUUCAACUAAAUAUAGAUAGUGCGAGCUUCUGAUUCUGCUCAUUCAUGGCUCAACAGGAUGAGGGAUGGCCUUUCGGCUUACAGCCAUUGAAUGCGAGGAUUGGUUUAGCUGGAAACCGUGACAAUUCUGGUUCUGUCUCAUUCAACACCGCUGUCACCGGUUCUCCUUCUCUCUCUUCUUCUACAGAUUCUUCUUCAGAUUUAGACACAGAGUCAACUGGGUCAUUUUUCCCGGACAAGAGUAGGACGCUUGGGAGCCUGAUAGGCGUGUCAAGCAUUUUGGAGCUAUCAAGAAGAUCACUGAGAGGGGUAAAGACACAAGUGUUGAAGAGAAAGACGGGAGAGAAAUCCAAUUGGAGGUCAUGGUUAGGGUGUUCAUGCUGGAGGACCAGCCAUGAUGCCGGCAAUGAAGGGAAGGAGAAAAAUGUUGCAUCACUUGGCCAUUUUCUAGCUGAGGAAAGAAAAGCAGCUAUUGAGAACAGAAGGAACCAAAGCAUCCCCAUAUAUGGACCUGACGAUGAGUUUGUAUUGGCUCAAACCCAAAACACGGGACACUCAAAUUCUCUGUUUGUUAACGGCAACGUUGCUCCCCCAAACUGGGUGCAUCCAAAGAGAGAAAGGAAACGAGGGGGAUCAACACAAAUCAAUGGUUUUGGCUCACUUGCGGCCUUGUUUUCCUUUGCCUGUGUGCGUGCACAAUCUGCCCCAGCCUAAGUAUGUGCCCAUUUGAAGUGCGAAACUGGUGCAUUUUAACUCAGGUAGCCUUAUUUUUCUUUAGGAGAGUGGGUUUUUGGAGUGGAUGCAUUGGAGAUGAGCAAGUACUGAGUGUGAAAUUUGUGUUCCCUUCUUCAUUUUGAAUAAAAAUACGAAAGUAGGAAAAGAAGAAAGAAAAUUUUG